GCUCGAUCAAAAGAAUAUUAUUAUUCUUUACGAUCAAUUAUCUGCCACGAUCGACUAAUCGGGCACCCAACUCUUCUAUCUCGGUCUAGGUGGAAGGCGCAAGCUUCCGCACACCUCCAAUGGACUAAUCACAUCCGCAGACACCGUCACAUCAUCCCAUCAUUUGAGCUCGUUCCCUCCACAACAACACCGCCAACACUCCGUAUACUCCUCAAAAUGCGGCACCCAACGCUUCAAUUCCUGGUGCUGGCUCUGCUGCUGGUGAUGGCCGCAGCUUGGACGAAAGAAGAUCACGAAAUCUUCCAGCUUCGAGACGAAAUUCUGGCCCAUGAAGGCGCAAAUGUGACAUUUUAUGAUUUUCUCGGUGUCAAGGCGACCGCAAACCAGGACGAUAUCAACAAAGCCUAUCGCAAAAAAGCCAAACAACUUCACCCCGACAAAGUAAGACGCUCCUUCAUCGCAAACAACUCUCGAACUCCACGAGACAAGACCAAGGGCAAGAAGCCCGGUGUACACGUGUCCAAGGGGCCUUCCGAACGCCAAAUUUCGAAUGCCGUCAAAGAAGCGAAUGAUCGCGCAGCACGGCUGAACGUCGCUGCAAACAUCCUACGUGGUCCAUCCCGCGAACGUUAUGACCAUUUCCUCAAUUAUGGCUUCCCCAAAUGGAAGGGAACAGGGUAUUACUAUUCGCGCUUUCGUCCGGGGCUUGGGUCUGUGUUGCUAGGUCUGUUUCUUGUCUUUGGCGGCGCUGGUCACUACGCCGCUCUUGUGCUGUCGUGGAAGCGCCAGCGGGAGUUCAUGCACCGCUACAUUCGUCACGCUAGAAAGGCCGCGUGGGGAGACGAGAGGGGACUGGGUGGUAUCCCCGGCCUAGAUCCCUCAGCUGCCACCCAUGCGCCGCCGCCACCACCAAGUCAGCCAGAAGAGGCCCAGGCAGUGGCGAUGAACCGCCGCCAGAAGCGCAUGAUGGAUCGCGAGAAUCGCAAGGAAAACAAGAAGGGAGUCAAGACCAACGGACGAGAAGCUGGAUCGGGGACAGCCACGCCAACCAGCGAGACUGUAGGUGCCGUUGGUAACAAGAGACGCGUCUAUGCAGAGAAUGGGAAAGUUCUUGUCGUCGACUCCGUUGGAAAUGUUUUCUUGGAAGAAGAGACCGAGGACGGCGAAAAACAAGAGUUUCUACUUGAUGUCGACGAGAUUCCUCGUCCACAGUUCCGCGACACAGUUGUCUUCCGCCUACCGGUUUGGAUCUACCACAAGACCGUCAGUAAAAUCACUGGCGGUGGUCCCAAGUCAGAGGAUGAUGAUUCACAAGACGUAGAUGCAGACACCGCGCAGGGCAAUGAGGAGGUCAAAGACGAAGUCACUUCGACAGCCACAUCUACUAAAAGCGCUGCGAAAAAACGCGGUAAGCGCAGCAAGAACUAAGCUUGGCACAUAAGUGUAUAAUGGAAAAGAAUUGUAAAAUAGUAUAGUAUAUCUAGUUACUCGGUGCGUUAUUUAAAAUU
Molecule: messenger RNA, 1508 nt
Organism: Talaromyces proteolyticus
Lineage: Eukaryota; Fungi; Ascomycota; Eurotiomycetes; Eurotiales; Trichocomaceae
Exons: 3
Coding region: 217-1428 (403 amino acids)
Cellular component (GO): endomembrane system
Source: RefSeq, a predicted model, not a curated record